CAUGGGAAGGAGAUGUGUACUAGGAUUAAAAUAUUGCAGCUAUUUAAACAAUGUCUCAUCUGCGGUUUCAAAACAGAUAGAUUGUUCCUAAGAAAGAGAAAGACAACUGCCGGCGGCGGCUCACCCUGGCCCACAUGGCAACACACUGAUAGUGAAAGUUGGAACCCGGGAACACAGUACACAAACACUAGUGGUUAUACGUAGGCGAAUAUUGCUUUUGGAUAUAUGAAGACUAACGUAUUUGUCAUGUGUUGAGAGAAAUGCUGGAUCGGGAAGCCAGUCUCCCGAGGAACUGAAGACAGCGCAGUCGAGGACAUCAGCUAAAGUCUGUAUAUUUCAGACACCGGCUGACCCUUCUUGCAGCGAGCGGCUCAUUCUCCCAAUCCAGCAGACGACCUACCCGCCCUCUGGCCCCUCGCAAUGGCCCAUGUCCACUACAACGCCUCCCGCGUGCGAGGCCUCUCCGUCAGGGACAUUAGGUUCCCAACGUCACUACAGGCCGACGGAUCUGAUGCCAUCCAUCCGGACCCCGACUACUCGUGUGCGUACGUGAUCGUCUACACGGACACGGACAUCAAGGGCCACGGCAUCUCGUUCACCAUCGGCCGAGGGACGGAGCUCGUAAGGCACACCCCUCCUCUCCUGCAGGUCGGACCCGAGAAGGGCGUGCUUCACCUGGCCGUGGCGGGCAUCGUUAACGCUCUGUGGGACCUGUGGGCACGGCUGCAGAACAAGCCCUUAUGGAAGCUCCUUGUGGACAUGGAGCCGGAGAAGCUCGUCUCGACCAUAGACUUCAGAUACAUAGGCGAUGUGUUGACACGAGACGAGGCAGUGAACAUGCUUAAAGAGAUGGAAGCGGGAAAAGCGAAAAGAGAAGAGACUAUGCUCUCACAAGGCUACCCAGCAUACACCACGGCGGCAGGAUGGCUUGGGUACUCCCGGGAGAAGAUCGAGCGCCUGUGCCGGCAGUACAUGGCGCAGGGCUGGCGACACUUUAAGAUCAAGGUUGGCCAGGACCUGGAGGACGACAAACGCCGCUGCAGGAUCGUUCGGGAGCUCAUCGGCGACGACCGGACGCUGAUGGUGGACGCCAACCAGAAGUGGGACGUGGACCAAGCCAUUGCGUGGAUGCGGGAGCUGGCGCCCUUCAAGCCCAAAUGGAUCGAGGAGCCCACCAGCCCCGACGACGUCCUGGGUCACGCUGCCAUAGCUAAGGCCCUCAAGCCAUUGGGCAUCGGCGUGGCCACGGGGGAGAUGUGCCAGAACCGUGUAGUCUUCAAGCAGCUACUGCAGGCAGGCGCGCUCUCCUACUGCCAGAUCGAUGCCUGCCGGCUGGGAGGAGUGCAGGAGGUGCUGGCCGUGUACCUCAUGGCCAAGAAGUUCAACGUGCCGGUGUGCCCCCACGCGGGCGGUGUGGGCUUGUGCGAGAUGGUGCAGCACCUGCAGAUAUGGGAUUACAUCAGCGUUUCAGGCACAUCUGAAGACCGACUUAUCGAGUAUGUGGACCACUUGAUUGAACAUUUCAAGUUUCCGAGGAAGAUCAAGAACUGCCACUAUACAGCGCCCACUACACCUGGGUACAGCGUGGCCAUGUGGGAGAAGAGCCUGGCCGAGUACGAGUACCCUUACGGCUCGGCUUGGAAGGAGCUGUUCGCCGAUGGCACGUACCAAGACCCGCGCACGGCGCCCCUACCUUGGGUCGAGCACCGAGAGCAAGACACUUGCAUCACAGGGCGAUAGGCGCAGCUGUUGGCGGACGGGCACAGUGCCUCGACGACCGGAUUCGUUUUCGGGCUUUCAGUAGACCUGGGGCCAUUUUUCUAACAUUUCCAUUUCACAUUUCCCAUAAAUGAUUAUUUUGUAAUAUAUAUAUAAAUAUAUAUGUAUAUAUAUAUUCAUAUAUGCAUACAUAUAUAUGUAUAUAUAUAUACAUAUAUUCAUAUAUGCAUGCAUAUAUAUAUAUAUAUAUA
Penaeus chinensis is the source of this 1970-nucleotide messenger RNA. Its product is annotated as mitochondrial enolase superfamily member 1-like. Lineage: Eukaryota; Metazoa; Arthropoda; Malacostraca; Decapoda; Penaeidae. Gene Ontology annotation, molecular function: magnesium ion binding; hydro-lyase activity. Bases 421 to 1740 code for a protein of 439 amino acids. The transcript is spliced from 10 exons. Gene Ontology annotation, biological process: amino acid catabolic process; carbohydrate catabolic process. The record is from RefSeq and is a predicted model, not a curated record.